Molecule: messenger RNA, 2122 nt
Organism: Ictidomys tridecemlineatus (thirteen-lined ground squirrel)
Lineage: Eukaryota; Metazoa; Chordata; Mammalia; Rodentia; Sciuridae
Gene: Nudt16
Product: nudix hydrolase 16
Biological process (GO): sno(s)RNA catabolic process; mRNA catabolic process
Cellular component (GO): nucleus
Molecular function (GO): snoRNA binding; phosphodiesterase decapping endonuclease activity
Source: RefSeq, a predicted model, not a curated record
AAAGCACGUGGUCUGUCCAGACCAGGAAGAGAGAGAGAUCCUCCAGCCAUGGCCGGGGGCCACAAGGUGGAGCUGGCCGAGGCCCUGGCUUUGGGGUCCGGCUGGAGGCAUGCUUGCCACGCUCUGCUUUACGCGCCCGACCCGGGGAUGCUCUUCGGCCGCAUCCCGCUGCGGUACGCCGUGCUGAUGCAGAUGCGCUUCGAUGGACGCCUGGGCUUCCCAGGCGGCUUUGUGGACGCGCAGGACAGCAGCCUGGAGGACGGGCUGAACCGAGAAUUGCGCGAGGAGCUCGGUGAAGCGGUGUCGGCCUUCCGCGUGGAGCGCACUGAUUACCGGAGCUCACACGCUGGGGCCAGACCGCGAGUGGUGGCCCAUUUCUACGUCAAGCGCCUGACCCUAAAGCAGCUGGAGGCUGUGGAAGCUGGCGCACCGCAAGCCAAGGACCAUGGGCUGGAGGUCCUGGGCCUUGUGCGGGUGCCUCUAUAUACCCUGCGAGAUGGAGUGGGAGGCUUGCCUGCCUUCCUGGAGAAUUCCUUUAUUGGUGCUGCCCGCGAACAGCUACUGGAAGCCCUCCAAGACUUGGGACUUCUAGAAUCUGGCUCUUUCUCAAGUCUUAAGACCCCCGCUCAUCACUAAAUGUAACCCUCUAUAGAUCCAUGGAAACUGAUUGGGGACCUUGGGAGGAAAUGAUGGAGGGACAGGGGAAUGUUUUCUCUUCUGGUCCUGAGAGAUGAAACCAGAUUAAAAGGACAUGUGUGUGCAAUGUGUUUUGAGCAGAGGGCCCUCCAAACUCAUGACAUCAGGGUCAAAAGUCCAUACCUCAUCCCAGCAAUCCAGGCAGAUUCUCAGGGUCUGCCUCCUCUUUGUGCAUGUGCAUACACAGCCUGGACACCCCAGACUUGCACAGGAACAACCUGUGACCACACAGCCUGACCCCUUUGUCCCAUCAUGUCUAGGCUAACCGGCAAGUGGCAUUUAUGGGGCCUGCCUUGUCAUCUUCCCUGCUCCUUCCUGAGGCGGGGCUUCCCCAUCUCCUGCAUGGCUGCUCUCCAGAGUCUAUCCCAACUCAAGUUCACUGAGGAGAGCAGAGGACCCUCUGCUCCCUGAGAUGCUCCCACCCUUCCCUGGGGGUUGACCAUAGCUGUGGGUUAUGGUACUAAUGGAUACCUCACUCUUUUUUUUCCUUGAAACUGAGCAUAAGGGCUGAGAUGGUGUCAAGGUCUUCUUUGGCUGACCUUAAGGCACCAAAGUCCUGUGCGUGGUCUCUAGGGCUUUUGUUUUUGUGCUACCUUAGUCUCUGAGGAAAUGAGCAGGGAACUGACCCAGCCUCUUAUAGCCUGCCCUACCAAAAAGAGCCUCUCAGUAAGAAUGGAUAGCUAGGAAACUAAAAUCUUUAAUUAUUUCAACAUAUACUAAUUAUAUACCUAAACCUGCCAUGUACCAUAAAAAGUGGAGAGAUUCAUAGCUCUUGCUCUUCUAAGACUCUAGAGCAAGGGUUGGGCAGACAGUAAAUAUUUUAGACUUUGUAGGUCACAUGGUUUCAAUGGCAACUUCUUCACUCUGCCAUGUCAAAAUUACCUGUACAGGUCUGGGGAUGUGGCUCAAGCGGUAGCGCAGGUUCGAUCCUCAGCACCACAUACAAACAAAGAUGUUGUGUCUGCCAAAAACUAAAAAAUAAAUAUUAAAAUUUAAAAAAAAAUUACUUGUACAAAUCAAAUCUUGUGGCAUAUGCCCAUAAUGCCACCUAUUGGGUAGGCUAAGGCAGGAGGAUCAUAAGUCCAAGGCCAACCUUGACAAGUUAGCAAGACCCUGUCUCAAAAGAAUAGUAGUUUAAAAAUACUGGGGAUUUUAAAAUUAAAAAUAAUAGGGAUGUAUUUCUGAUAGAGUACCCAUGAUUUUAAUCCCAGUAUAACCAACAGCAAAAAUAUUAUCUGUACGAUGCAUAAAUAUAUUUGUAUUGCUGUAGCCCAUUAAGACACUAAUAAAAAAGCAGUUGGCUAGCCUCUGGUCCAUAGAUUACUAAACAGCUGCUCUAGGAGGAAGUAAGAUUAAAAAUUUUCUUUAUGUAUGCCUGUUUACUUGCUAAGGGUUCACAAAGAAAUAAAUAAACUAUGAUAUAGUC